AUGAAUCAUAUGAAUGUAUAAUCGAAAAUCAUAAACAAUCUCUGCUUGUAAACAAAUAACUAACAAUACAACCGCACCCUUGUACUUUUUUUUUUUUUCAUUUUCUUUACAUUCUAAUAGUUGUAUAAAUGUUGUGCAACAAAUAAAUUGCAAUGUUUGAUAAUUUUUUAUUAACAGUUUAAUGCCAAGCUAAAAAUGUUAAAAAUUAACAUAAUUAUUUUGUUAUUAUUCUCAAGUUUGGCUUUAGCUCAACAACAAGAUGAAGAUUAUCUUGGAUGUUUUAAAGUUUUACCAGAAGAUAUUGAAUCAGCAACAAUGGGAUAUCAUACUGCCAGUGCACCACCUGAUUGUAAAACAGAGUGUCGAAAACGUUACUUUAUGUACUCUGGUUUAAUGGGAGGACAACAAUGUUAUUGCAUAAAUAAAUACAGACAACAUGAGCCUUCAAAUAAUUGUACAAUGCCUUGUAUAAUUGAUGCCUUAGAAUUAUGUGGUUCACAAGAUUCAAUGAGUGUUUAUAAAACUGGACAAUUAGGUCCAAGUCCACCAAGACAAUUAAAAGUAACUAAAAGCCAACAAAAAUCAUUAAAUGUAAGCUGGCAACCACCAGAUAUGCUAAAUGGAAAUGUAACAUCAUAUACACUACAUGUUGUUGCAGUUAAAACAUAUGCAUCAUAUCCAUUAUUUCCAACAGUAAGUCAAGUACAAGGUGGUUCAUCUGAAAAUACUGUAUUAACAAAUUUACAACCAGGAACAAAAUAUAACAUUUCAAUAACAGCAACAAAUGAAAAAGGUGAAAGUGAUCCAGCUAAUAUAACAGCAUGGACAUUAAUUGGACCACCAGAUAUACCACAAACACCAAAAAUCAUUGAUAGAACUGAUACAACAAUAACUGUUGAAUUACAAAAAGGUAUCAAUCAAAAUGGACCACUUACAUCAUAUCAAAUUGUUGUUGUUUAUCCUGGUACAAUACCACCAAUAAAUCAUUCAUUUUCAUAUGUUAAUUAUAAUAUUGCUAAAAGAGAUUAUUUACCAUAUUAUAUUACUGCUGAAAUACCAGCUGAAGAUUUUGAUAAAUAUAAUAAAAAAUUUAUCGUUGGUGAUGGUGAAAAAAUUGGUAAUUAUUAUAAUGCACCAUUAAAAAAACCAUUUGAUAAUCCACAAAUUGGUAUGGUACUUGUAUCAAAAAAUCAUGAUGAAAUACAAUAUUCAUAUUCAAAUAAUAAUGGUAAUGCUUAUAUUAAUAAAAAUUUUCAUAAUACAAAUAAACAAUCAACAAAAAUAAUAUUAACAAUUGCAAUUGUAAUAUUAGGUGGUUUAUUAUUGGUAUCAGUUGUUGUUUAUUUUUUUAUGCGUUAUCGUCAUGAACAAAAACGUAUAACAAAGUUACCAGAACAUCAAGAAUUAACAUUACAAGGACCAAUUUAUGAAGUUGAUAAUGUUGCAUAUAUACCAGAAGACAUACCAGAAAGACCAAAUCAUUAUCAAGAUUUAAAAACAAAAGUAUGGAGUAUACCUAAAAAUUUUUUAAAUGUUGAACAAAUGGCUAUUAAACGUGGACGUUUUGGAAGUAUACAUAUGGGUACUGUACAAGAUAAAAAUGGUAAAUUAUCACAAUCAAUAAUACAUUGUAUAUCUGAUCAAUCAAUGAGAGCAUCAGAAAAAAAAAAUAUGUUAAGAGAAUUAGAUAUUUGUAUAAAAGCUGGAACAAUGAAAUUUAUAUCAAGUUUUAUUGGUAAUUGUGAAACACCAAAUACACUUUAUAUUGUAUUUGAAUCACCACCAUAUACAUUAAAAAAUAAAUUAUUAGGAGCAAGAUCUGGUGAAAAUUUUCCAACUGAAAAAAUAUUACCAAUUGGUUCAUCAAUUGCAAUGGGUUUAUCUUAUCUUGAAUCACAUAAAAUUAUUCAUUCACAUUUAUGUGCAAGAAGUAUUGGUUUAACUGAUGAUUUUAUACCAAAAAUAAUGGGUUAUGGUAUUGGUAAAUAUGCAAUUGAAGAUGUUAAAUUAGCAAGAUGGACAGCACCAGAACGUUUUGGACAUAAAAAACAUAUACCAGGUGUUGUUUGGUCAUUUGGUGUUGUUAUUUGGGAAAUGAUGAGUAUGGGAGGUACACCAUAUGCUGAUUUAAAUGAUGAAACUGAUGUUGAAGAAGCUGUUGUUGAAAAACAUAUCAGAUUACCACAAUUGAGGGAUAUGACUGAUCCUUUAUAUGAAGUAUUGUUAUCUUGUUGGCAAGAUAAUUACGAUGAACGUCCUGGUUUUGAUGAAUUAUCUAGAUUGGAUACACUGAGUCUGGUACCCAUCACUGCCAUUACCGAGCCAUACUUGGCUGAACUGGAAUUAAACUAAAACUCGUUUGACAUUUGAAACUUAAGUUGUAAGCUUUCUUCACUAUAU
Aphidius gifuensis is the source of this 2400-nucleotide messenger RNA. It is a transcript of the gene Wsck, whose product is annotated as putative tyrosine-protein kinase Wsck. Gene Ontology annotation, biological process: multicellular organism development; cell surface receptor protein tyrosine kinase signaling pathway; protein phosphorylation. The transcript is spliced from 3 exons. The record is from RefSeq and is a predicted model, not a curated record. Gene Ontology annotation, cellular component: signaling receptor complex. The coding region runs from base 196 to 2352 and encodes 718 amino acids. Gene Ontology annotation, molecular function: protein binding; ATP binding; transmembrane receptor protein tyrosine kinase activity. NCBI's taxonomy places the organism in Eukaryota, Metazoa, Arthropoda, Insecta, Hymenoptera, Braconidae.